Molecule: messenger RNA, 1548 nt
Organism: Effrenium voratum
Lineage: Eukaryota; Dinophyceae; Suessiales; Symbiodiniaceae
Source: the annotation of a GenBank genome assembly
AUGCCGAUCGGUCUGGGCAUCAACGGCUUCGGGCGCAUCGGGCGCCUGGUCUUCCGGGCCGCCGCGGGUAACCCGGACGCGGAGGUGAAGGCCAUCAACGACCCCUUCAUGGAUGUGAAGUACAUGGUCUACCAGCUCAAGUACGACUCCGUGCACAAGAUGUUCGCGGGAACCAUCGCCUGCAAGGAGGAGGGCGGCAAGGAGUUCCUCAUUGUGAACGGCAAGGACAUCGCCGUCUUCCACGAGAAGGACCCUGCCAGCAUCAAGUGGGGGGAGUCGGGCGCCGAGUACGUGUGCGAGUCCACCGGGAUCUUCACCACCAAGGAGAAGGCGGAGCUGCACCUCGGCGGCGGCGCCAAGAAGGUGAUCAUCUCCGCGCCCCCCAAGGAUGAUGUGCCCAUGUAUGUGGUGGGCGUGAACCACACGGACUACAAGAGCUCCGACACCGUGGUCUCCAACGCCUCGUGCACCACCAACUGCCUGGCGCCUCUCACCAAGGUGGUCCACGAGAAGUUCGGCAUCGUGGAGGGCUUGAUGACCACCGUGCACGCCAUGACUGCCACGCAGCUCACCGUGGAUGGCCCCUCCCGUGGUGGCAAGGACUGGCGCGGCGGCCGCUGCGCCUCUCAAAAUAUCAUCCCCUCCUCCACUGGAGCGGCCAAGGCCGUGGGCAAGGUGAUCCCGGCGGUGAAGGGGAAGUUGACGGGCAUGGCCUUCCGCGUGCCCACCCCGGACGUCUCCGUGGUGGACCUCACCUGCCGCUUGGAGAAGCCGGCCAAGUACGACGACAUCGUGGCCGCCAUCAAGGAGGCCGCCGCCGGGCCCAUGAAGGGGGUGCUGGACUGGACGGACGAGGAGGUGGUGUCCACAGACUUCGUGACCUGCAAGAGCUCUUCCGUCUUCGACGUGGGCGCCGGCAUCUCCCUGAACGACAACUUUGUGAAGCUUGUGAGCUGGUACGACAACGAGUGGGGCUACUCCAACAGGCUAGUCGAGCUGGCCGUUCACAUGAAGAAGGUUUUGCCCAACCUUGGACUUGACGAUGGCACUGAAAAAGCGCUGGCGCUCAGAUUCCCCAAAGACCCGUUGAAAAACGCCUUCCGCUUGGUGUUUCUGAGGUUCGGCUGGGACCCGCGGCGCGUGAACCGUCCCAUUGUCAAGAGGAGCAAGGGCCAGUCCAAGGGCAAGGCGACCAAGUCCAAGGGCGGCGGCAAAGGACAGGCGCUCGCGGUCUUCGGAGGAGGCAAGAGCUACGGCAAGAGCAAGGGCAACAGCUGGUCCGGCGCCGGCAACUGGGGCUCUUCGGAGCGCCAAGAGCGGCGUGACAGCUGGGAUGGCUACUCGGGUGGGGGCAGCUGGGGCUCAGAGAUGCCUGCGGCAGAGCGGCUAUCGGCGGAGGACAAGCGCAUGAUGAAGAAGAUCACCAUUGUCGCCCAGCUGGACAAGGUGCCGAAGCCGCAUCCGGCGAUGCAGCACCUGCGGGGCCGGCGCUCCUCAGGCGAGACCGGGGCGUUGAGCAGCCGCUUCGCCGCCAACUACCGGCGCUGA